CACCGGCAUUUUCAAAGAACCGCCGCCUCCAUGUGCCUCCUGUUGUGAUGGUUUUUCUCUAGUCAGGCUAGUUAUCUAAUCUCCUCCGUUAAUAACUGAGCCCAGGUGUAAGUACAUAAAGUAAAGGGAACGCAAUGGCCUCUGGAGAUAUUGCUCAGAUUACAGAGGCUCUGGCCAAGACUCAUGUUGGAGAAGUGGAAUUAAGUUAUAAGGGACGAGGGCUAAAGUUGGACAAUGCUGAAUCAGUGAAAGAGAUGGUGCAGGAGAUUGAACAGUGUCAGGGUUUGCAGUCCCUCAGAUUGGAGGGAAACACAUUGGGGGUUGAAGCAGCACAGGCCAUUUCCAAGGCUCUUGAAGCUAAAAGUGAAUUGGAGCAAUGUCAUUGGAGUGACAUGUUCACAGGUCGCCUUCGCUCUGAAAUUCCACCUGCUCUGAAAUCAUUGGGUAAUGCUUUGAUGACAUCAGGGGCCAGACUGACUCAGCUGGACUUGAGCGACAAUGCCUUCGGCCCUGAUGGUGUAAAGGGAAUUGAAAGCCUCCUGAAGAGCUCUGUGUGCUACACCUUACGUGAGCUCAGGCUUAAUAAUUGUGGGAUGGGCAUUGGAGGGGGUAUGGUCCUUGCUUCUGCAUUGACUGAAUGCUAUAAGCAAUCUAGUGCAGCUGGCUCCCCCUUGAAGUUAAAAGUCUUCAUAGCUGGACGUAAUCGACUGGAGAAUAAUGGUGCCACUGCACUUGCCAAAGCAUUUAAGUUAUUGGGCAGUCUUGAGGAGGUCCAUAUGCCACAGAAUGGAAUCAACCAUCCUGGUAUCAUGGCUUUAGCCGCUGCCAUGAAGCACAACCCAAACCUACAGGUCCUCAACCUCAAUGACAACACUUUUACUAAGAGAGGAUCGAUAGCCAUGGCAGAGGCCAUUAGGCACCUCCAGUGUCUUAAGGUCAUCAAUUUUGGUGACUGUCUGGUACGCUCAGAAGGUGCUAUUGCAAUAGCAGGGGCCCUUCGAGAGGGACUGCCAUUCCUCAGGGAGCUGAAUUUGUCAUUUGGAGAGAUUUGUGAAGCUGCGGCUUUGGUAGUUGCAAAGGCUGUUCGGGGCAAAGCUGAUCUGGAGAAACUGGACCUCAAUGGAAACUGCUUUGGAGAGGACGGCUGUGAGGCUCUCAGGGAAGCGAUGGAAAGCAUGAACAUGGAGGAGCUGCUGGGCUCGCUCAGUGAUGAUGAAGGAGAGCCUGAUGAAGAUGAUGAUGAUGAUGAUGAUGAUGAUGAUGAUGAGGAAGAGGCGGAGGUGGAUGAUGACGAGAAGGAAAAAGGUGAUAUAGAGGAAAAUGGUGUCAAUGGAACAAAAGAUAUCAUUGAAGAAAAGGAGAAGCCUCACUGCAGUUCCGAGCUUACAUCCUUCCUCAUCUCUCCAACGGCUGAGAAACUGAUGUCCCUUGGAGCCAAAAGGAUCCUGCUCAUUGAGCAGGUUGAUGUUUCAGAUGCUAGUAAGGUGUCAGAAGUUUUUCUCAAGAUCUCCUCAGUAUAUGAAGAUGAACCGGAAGUAAAGCAAGCUGUUUUUGAGAGCACUGAUGCCCUGUUGAGGAAAGCCUUUUCCAACUCCCACUCUCAAUCUUAUAGUUUUAUCUCCUCGCUGAUGGUGAACCUGGGACUUUUAAAGAGUGAAGAUAAAAAGAUAAAGAAGGUAUCUGUACUGCCUGGACACUUGCUCGCUUUGGAGCAUGCAGCUGCACAGGAAUUUUUCCCAGCGGAUCAGGCUGUCAUUCUGGAAGCAUUUGUCUCACGAAAUGGGAAAGUCUUAGAAUCCUGCUACAGUGCCAGAGAUGCUCUCAAGACCACAUUGGUGAAAAGGACCACUGCUUAAAUCUUAACCCCCAAUACAGAGCCACUGAAAAUACUUAAUACGGGUCAAAAAAAAAAAAAAAUGGAUAGGAUACAUGAAACUCUCUAAACUAAUGAUUUAGUUUAUCUUUGGUCAGUCCAUUCUAGAUCAAUUCUGGCAUGCAAAUCUCAGACAACUGUAAAGUACAGUGAUGAAUAGUGCCUCACGAUGAUAAACCCAAACUGAAUUUCCUUACAGAUGAACUGUAGACAGUUAGAGUAGCUUUGAAUAAGAGUGUUGUUCUUUUUAGAAAUAUGUCUAUUUUUAUACAUAAAAGGGAAAAUAGGAAAAACGGCACUGGAUGAUAAUUAGGGCUUAAUUAUCGUGUAAACCUUAAAUGAUUAUAAUGUUACAGCUAUUGUCUUAUUACUUAAAAAAAAAAAACACACAUCAACAUGGAGCCCAGAGCAUGUUCACUCUCUCAUGCCUUUGAUUAGAUGUGCCAUAUUGUGAAAUAUUGGUGGUGGAAUUUGUUUAAAACCAAACUCGUGUAUAAACACCUAAGAGUCUUUGGAUUGAAGUGAAGAAAGCAGUGAAAGUGAAGUGAAAAAAAAAUUGUUGGACAUUUAGUAUAUUUAAUAAUACAACUGGUAUGCACUGAAUAUUAUAUUUGCAACAUUCCAAUUUGUUAUUAAACAGAUUUUUUUCUUGGGAGAAAAA
This is a messenger RNA of Ctenopharyngodon idella (grass carp), 2534 nucleotides long. RefSeq names its product Ran GTPase activating protein 1b (gene rangap1b). Gene Ontology annotation, biological process: signal transduction; activation of GTPase activity; nucleocytoplasmic transport. Gene Ontology annotation, cellular component: perinuclear region of cytoplasm; cytosol; nucleus. Gene Ontology annotation, molecular function: small GTPase binding; GTPase activator activity. The record is from RefSeq and is a predicted model, not a curated record. The coding region runs from base 135 to 1856 and encodes 573 amino acids. The transcript is spliced from 16 exons. NCBI's taxonomy places the organism in Eukaryota, Metazoa, Chordata, Actinopteri, Cypriniformes, Xenocyprididae.